Messenger RNA from Aspergillus wentii DTO 134E9, 1687 nucleotides. RefSeq lists its product as uncharacterized. The coding region runs from base 260 to 1525 and encodes 421 amino acids. The record is from RefSeq and is a predicted model, not a curated record. Lineage: Eukaryota; Fungi; Ascomycota; Eurotiomycetes; Eurotiales; Aspergillaceae. Gene Ontology annotation, biological process: regulation of mRNA processing; spliceosomal complex assembly; protein phosphorylation. Gene Ontology annotation, molecular function: ATP binding; protein kinase activity. The transcript is spliced from 5 exons.
UAAAAAUAUAUCCCCCCACUUGACGAAAACUAAAUAAGACCAAGAACAGAGUGGCUAACGACAGGUUUCCCCGGCAACGCAGACAACGGCAAAGCCUCAUUAUCCAUCUCUGGAGGGAUGAUACAUCAAGUGUCACUGUCCAUACAUUAUGCAUAUGCUUACAUAACUGUAUACCCUGAAUUAGCUCUGGCGGAUCUCCAUCGACCGAUCCAUGAACUGCGACUCUCAUGUGUUUUAUUCAUUCUGAUAUCUCGGUUCGAUGGUGUCUAUAAUGAAGCGAUUCAUCGCUCCUCUGCGGCUAUUGAGACACCAACCCUGGCCUUUGUCUACUGCGGUCGCACCUCGUCUUGACAUAGGGUCACCCUUGGAAGAAGAGAACACGCCUUAUUAUCAUCAAAACCGCUUCCAUCCAAUUCAUCUCGGGGAUGUUUUGGAUGGGCGUUAUCAAAUCGCCACAAAGCUUGGCUAUGGUAGCGGCUCUACUGUGUGGCUUGCUCGGGAUCUCAACCAAUGGCGCUGGUUGGAAGAGAAGUACGUUGCUGUGAAGGUGAUGGCUUAUAGUCAUCGUCAAGAGGACACGCUGCCGAGCGAGAUGAGCACACUGAAGCAUAUAUCGGAGGUAAAUCCCCCGCAUAGGGGAUGGAAUUUUGUUCGCCAUCUCCUUGACUCGUUUGAAAUCGUCAAGCCAUCGCAUAAGCAUGUUGGGCUUGUCUUUGAACCAUUGAGAGAGCCAUUAUGGCUCUAUCAGAAAAGAUUCCCAGGAGGUGUGAUGCCUUCGAAUAUUCUAAAGAUUAUUGUGCGAAUGGUUCUUCAUGGAUUGGAUUACCUUCACUCGGAGUGCCAUACUAUACACACAGAUCUCAAACCAGACAACAUCAUGGUCAAGAUUGAAGAUCCCUCAAUACUCAAAGAUGCAGCACGGGAUGAGUUCCAAGACCCCCUGCCACAAAAGGUCUAUGACGAUGGACGGACAAUCUAUCUCUCUCGCAAUAAUUUCGGUCCACCACGAGGAAUUACAGGGAUAGUUCGAAUCACCGACUUUGAUCGUGCCGUUCGUGGUGAUCAGCCAAACAGCGGAUGUAUCCAGGCAGAGGUGUACCGGGCCCCGGAGGUCAUUCUCGAUGCAGGAUAUUCGUAUAGUGCGGAUAUAUGGAGUUUAGGAGUCAUGCUAUGGGAUCUACUUGAAGGAAGGAAACUGUUUACGGGUGCUUUGAGUAUGGACGAAGACGAUGAGAUGAAACAGCUGGCAUAUAUCACUGCCUUACUGGGCCCUCCACCAAAAAAGCUUCUUGAUGCUGGGAGAAGAACAGCCCGUUUCUAUAAUGUGGAUGGAACCUCUAAAUCGACAAAAUCGACACCCGCUAGAAUCGAAUUUGAAGACAUAUUGAAGAAUGUUGAAGGGGAGGAUAAGCAAAUGUUCAUUGGCUUUGUGAGAAGAAUGAUCAAAUGGCAGCCGGGGGACAGAAGCACUGCAAAAGAACUGUUGCAAGACCCAUGGUUGUAUGCCGAAUGUCCACAGCGUUGAAAUGCGAUGAUGGCCUUAUUGUUAUGGCCAUAGACACUAGUUAGUCAGGUGAUCCACAGGGAUCGCCUCUUUUUCCCUCUCGCUCCUCUGGAUUUCCUGGAUUCUCUUCAUCUCACAUAUCCACCUUUCGCUGCCUAUCUAAAGAAAGAAAGAGCAGCAGAG